This is a messenger RNA of Ostrinia nubilalis (European corn borer), 843 nucleotides long. Its product is annotated as myb/SANT-like DNA-binding domain-containing protein 3. Lineage: Eukaryota; Metazoa; Arthropoda; Insecta; Lepidoptera; Crambidae. The record is from RefSeq and is a predicted model, not a curated record. The coding region runs from base 76 to 840 and encodes 254 amino acids. The transcript is spliced from 4 exons.
CAUAAGUCAUAACAAUUCGUCGCGUUUCGCGUUCGUGUCUUUCUUUUGGUAAUUUUGUUGUGCCGAAGCCGAUUAAUGAAUUUUGUGAAAAUAUUACCUAAGGAUAAUAAACCUACAACUUUGUGUACCAUGUCAAACAAUACCGUCAGUUCAAAAAAGCUGGCGUUUUCUCCGUCUGAAAGAAAGCUGAUUAUAGCUUUAGUAAGGGAACGGCCUGUCAUUGAAGAUAAGCGCGUCAACGCUAAAAAUAUCCGGUUGAAGAAACGAGCCUGGGAAGAUCUCACCAUUGCCUACAAUUCUCAACCGUUCGUCUCAAAGAGGCUCACACACCAAUUGAAAAGAUGCUGGGAGAACAUGAAGACGAUAAGAAAGAAGGAACUUUCUCAGGAAUCGUUGACUUUGAAACGCAUCGGUGGAACUGCAGAUCCUCUACAUCUGACGAAAGAUGAAAAUGGCUGUACGUCUGACAAUGAUAUAAGCACAAUUGACUCAUUCAUUAACGUGCAAGUCCCGGAAGUGAUCGAUUCAAAUUCAAUUGAGGCUAAAGCAGAUGCAGAGGAACCAUAUUUCGAGAACCAUCUUGAUCCAGACAAUGAAGAUCCAAUAGUUACAUGUAGCCAGAGAUUCCCAAGCGAGACGGAUAUAAAAGUCAGACGUACCACGUUGAACAUUCAACAGGACCAGGCUUUACACGAGUUGAGGGUAGAAAGAGAAAAAAUAUUGAUAGACAAAGAAAAGAAUUUGUUAGAACACGAAAAACAGAUGCACGAUUUACAAAUACAAAAAAUGAAAUUAGAAAUUGAACUGUUAAGUAAACAGAUUGAAAAUAAAACUUCAUAAAUA